Drosophila bipectinata is the source of this 3867-nucleotide messenger RNA. It is a transcript of the gene Smox, whose product is annotated as Smad on X. NCBI's taxonomy places the organism in Eukaryota, Metazoa, Arthropoda, Insecta, Diptera, Drosophilidae. The record is from RefSeq and is a predicted model, not a curated record. Gene Ontology annotation, cellular component: heteromeric SMAD protein complex. Gene Ontology annotation, biological process: SMAD protein signal transduction; anatomical structure morphogenesis; cell differentiation. Gene Ontology annotation, molecular function: DNA-binding transcription factor activity, RNA polymerase II-specific; RNA polymerase II cis-regulatory region sequence-specific DNA binding; I-SMAD binding.
CGGAAAUCCGAUUCGGCCAUCUGGCAACACUGGAACAAAUCGCAAAAGGCAAAAAGACGCAAUUUAUUUAACGCACAUUCAGCAAAAAUCGCGAGAAAAACUCACAACGGGCAAUUGGCGGCGUCGGGAAGUGACAAAAACAGCUGUGGCGGUGGAAAGGGAACUAGAAAAGUAUCCGCGGAAAGUGCGAAAGGUCAGCGGAAGAAGCAGACGGCAAGGAGCGUAAAGUAAAAUAAAAAUUCUCAGUUGCUACGGUGUGCGUGUGUGUUGUGUGGAUCUAGCUGUCACUUUCUGGCGCGCACUAAAGAUAUACACAAAUCGAGAACGGUGGACACCACCCCCCACCCACUAUCUCCAUCGCCACCAGUGCCACCCCCCCUGGAUGUGUGCGCCCGGUUCCGGUGCCGUUUGCUUACCGUUCUUCCACUGCAGCAGAGCGGCAGAAAGAGUGAGAGUGCCACAGGAGGAGGGAGUGGGACCUGCAUCGAGAGAGGCAGCAGGAGCUGAGCAGGAGCCGGUGCCGUUAUACAGAGACGCUGACAUCAAAAAUCAUCCAGGAGAAACAGGAAAACAGCGACAAAGAAAAGAAGACGAGGAGAGGUCAGGAGCAUUCCAAGGAACACGAGGAGCAGCUGGUGCGGCGGAGCUGAGCCCGGAGAGAUCCUGAAAUGUUGCCAUUCACACCGCAGGUGGUCAAGCGAUUAUUAGCACUCAAAAAAGGCAGCGAGGACAACAGCGUCGAAGGCAAGUGGUCGGAGAAGGCCGUCAAGAAUCUUGUGAAGAAGAUAAAGAAGAACUCGCAGUUGGAGGAGCUAGAACGGGCAAUAUCCACGCAGAACUGCCAGACGCGGUGCGUGACGGUGCCGCGCAGUAAACCCGCACCCGCCGGUGAGCAUCUGCGGAAGGGUUUGCCGCACGUCAUCUAUUGCCGUUUGUGGCGCUGGCCGGAUCUCCAGUCUCAGAAUGAAUUGAAGCCCCUGGACCACUGCGAAUACGCCUUCCAUCUGCGCAAGGACGAGAUCUGCAUCAAUCCGUAUCACUACAAGAAGAUAGAGUUGUCGAUUCUGGUGCCAAAGUCGUUGCCCACGCCGCCCGAUUCCAUUGUGGACUAUCCGCUGGAUAACCAUACACACCAGAUACCCAACAACACCGACUACAAUGCUGCGAUAAUCCGCAGCGCCUCACUGAGUCCGCCGCAGUAUAUGGAAUUGGGUGGCUCCGGCUCUGGAUCCGGUGCUGCCACCUCCAGCUCAACUUCUGGGGCACCAUCUUCCUCUCCCUCAUCCUACCAACAGCAGCAGCAGCAGCAGCUGUCUUUCGGCCAGAACAUGGACUCGCAAUCGAGUGUGCUGAGCGUGGGCAGUAGCAUUCCCAACACGGGCACCCCGCCGCCCGGCUACAUGAGCGAGGAUGGCGAUCCGAUUGAUCCCAAUGACAACAUGAACAUGUCCCGGCUGACGCCGCCCGCCGACGCCGCACCAGUGAUGUACCAUGAGCCGGCCUUCUGGUGCUCCAUCAGCUACUACGAGCUGAAUACGCGCGUCGGCGAGACCUUCCACGCCUCGCAGCCCUCAAUCACCGUCGACGGCUUCACCGAUCCCUCCAACUCGGAGCGCUUCUGUCUCGGCCUACUCUCCAAUGUCAACCGCAACGAGGUGGUCGAACAGACACGCCGUCACAUCGGCAAGGGUGUGCGGCUCUACUAUAUCGGCGGCGAGGUGUUCGCCGAGUGCCUGAGCGAUUCGUCCAUCUUUGUGCAGAGCCCCAAUUGCAACCAGCGCUACGGCUGGCAUCCGGCCACCGUCUGCAAAAUCCCGCCCGGUUGCAACCUGAAGAUCUUCAACAAUCAGGAGUUCGCCGCCCUGCUGUCCCAGUCCGUGUCGCAGGGAUUCGAGGCGGUCUAUCAGCUCACGCGCAUGUGCACCAUCCGGAUGUCGUUCGUCAAGGGGUGGGGAGCCGAGUAUCGCCGCCAGACGGUCACCUCGACGCCCUGCUGGAUCGAGCUGCACCUAAACGGGCCGCUCCAGUGGCUGGAUCGCGUCCUCACCCAGAUGGGAUCGCCGCGGCUGCCGUGCAGUUCCAUGUCAUAAAGCGGUGACCGAUUCCUGUUUUUAAAAUGCAAACCACAAAGAGCGGCGAGCGCUGUAGAGUGCUCCCACAUCGGAGCUGAUCGGAGACCGCAGCCCUCCGAGUAUCUGAAGAGUAGCCCUUAAGUCUUAAAGUUUUUUAAAUCGAUUUCAAAUGUACAAGAUUAUUAUUUUUAUUUUUAGUCAGUCCUUAAGGAGAAACUAUUGUUCAGAUGCCCCGUGAAGGCUUGGAGGCGGGAGAAAUCGUAGACAAGAAACAAUGCCAUUUGUCUGGGAUUUCUCACGUCCUUUGCUUCGAUCCAGAUCCGAUUUUGGGGCACUGGGGGUGUCGAAACGAGAAACAAUGAAUGGGAAGUGGUUUCCAACAAACAAAAAAAACCAAGAAAAAUUCUGAGAGCACAUAUGAAAUAAGUUCAGGCAAAUUAUAUAUACGAGUGGUAUAAAUGAAAACCCGAUACAAGAAAAUAGAUGCAACAGAUAUAUAUAUAUAUCUAUAUACAAAGAGCACACAUAUAUCUUUACAGGCGUAUAUGGGCGUUACAAGUUUAGGAAUAUAUACAUAUAUAUACAUGUAUAUUAUGGAACGUACGUGGAAAGUUACAUUUUUCGAUAAGCUAUAAGAUGGAGCAGCUCCGAAACAAUUUUUUUGAAACAUUUUACACACAAAGUGACGACCAUAGAAAUAAAAAAAAAAAGAAAUAACACUGAAUGAAGCCCCCCCCCACGGAUGAUCUGUGUGAGUUGAUAACGAGAGAGAUUCAAAAUUCUUUGUGAAAGAAGCAAAACAUACAACGGUGAUUUGGAACUAAACAAAAGUAAGAAGGAUAACAGCUAAAGGAUAAGCGAAACAGGAACUGGGAUUUAUCAAGCUUGAAGCUUACACACACACCAACACACACACACUCGGAUACCAUACAUUGCAAAUGUACAUAAGACCAAAAAAACCAACAAGAAAGGAUGGAUAUAUCUUCGGGCGGAUCCGAAGUUGAUAUACCCUUGCAGUUGAGUUGGAAAGAUAUGGUAGCCCCUGCAAGGGUGUAUAACCACACCUCCACAGGACCUCCACUUGAUCGAGCAUGGGAUAUAUAUGCAUAUAUAUAUCUGUUUAUGAUGAUGGUUGUUAAACGUUUCGAUUUUCGCUUAGUAUGUGUGUGUUAAAAUUUGUCAACUCCCAAAAAAAACCAAAAUCGGCCGAUUAAGCAGCUCUUGUUAGUCGUAAUAUCCGCAGAAUGCGAUCGUAUAUAUAUAUACAUGUAUGUAAAGCACUUGCCCAACAAAAUCACAACUCAGGCCUAGUCUCCAUACACCCAGACCUCCCCCCAGAAGAGGUCCAGCUUCAGGAACUGCAUUUAAAUCUUAAAGAAAAAAAAAAGAUACCAAUAUCUGAUAUACCGAUUAGACUCGUUUUUUUUUUUUGGAAACAAUAGCUCAAGUGUCAAUUACAGCAAUACAUGGCAUGUGCAUGUAUUAGAACCAAUUGCAAUAUGAUAUAGGGCCGGAUUUUGAUCGGCAAGUGCACGUUUUUCUUGGGUCUAGAUCUUAAGUCUAUAUAUGUAACGAAAUUCGCUAGCUUAUCUUGACAUUUUACCAAUUUUAGACCAGCGAGAGCCGAAAGCAGCUUCUGUUUUUGGCUUCAUUUCAAUAUCACCGCUGAUUAAAGUUAACUGAUUACUGAUUAUUAUAAUUUCUUGAAUUGUCAUUCGCUGUUACAACCAAAAAUAACUAUAGUUUAAGUUUUGUCUUUAUUGAUUCUAUUAUAAUAUACCAUUAUAAUACAUGA